CUGACAUGUUCUUAUUGGUGAAAGAACUGUUUUCACUAUCAUCAACUGUCUGAAUGCUGAGUGCCUCCCGCCCUGGCCACUGCCCUAUACCUUGCAAGGUGUUUACAAGUGAAGUAAGAACCUUGUUGAAGGCACCCUGUGAAUAUAAUGACCCUAAGUGCACUCAGGAACUGAGCAAAUGAGAUAGAAACAUGGCAUUUUUUAUACUACUUACCUGCUUUCUGAUUAUUCUUCAUGCUUCUCAGCUUUGCCAGACCCCUGAUGACUUUGUGGCUGUCACUUCUCCAGGACAUAUCAUGAUUGGAGGUUUAUUCCCCAUUCACGAAAAAAUGAUGUUCUCAGAAGACCACCCCAGAAGGCCACAAAUCGAGAAAUGCAUUGGCUUUGAAAUAUCAGUCUUUCUUCAAACUCUUGCCAUGAUACACAGCAUUGAAAUGAUCAAUAAUUCCACAUUAUUAUCUGGAAUCAAAUUGGGGUACGAAAUUUAUGACACUUGUACAGAAGUCACAGCAGCCAUGGCAGCUACACUGAGGUUGCUUUCUACACUCGGCUCCUCCAGAGGCUCUCUGGAGUUUCAGUGUGACUAUUCCAGCUACAUACCAAGAGUUAAGGCUGUCAUAGGUGCUGGCUACUCAGAAAUAACCAUGGCUGUCUCCAGGACAUUGAACCUACAGCUCAUGCCACAGGUGAGUUAUGAAUCAACUGCAGAAAUCCUAAGUGACAAAAUUCGUUUUCCUUCAUUUUUACGGACUGUGCCCAGUGACUUCCAUCAAACUAAAGCAAUGGCCCAACUAAUUCAAAAAUCUGGAUGGAACUGGAUUGGUGUCAUAACCACAGAUGAUGACUAUGGACGACUGGCUCUGGAUGCAUUUGCAGUUCAGGCUGCAGCAAAUAAAGUGUGCAUAGCUUUCAAGGAGGUUCUCCCAGCUUUCCUCACUGAUAAGACCAUCGAAAUCAGGAUCAAUGAGACACUUGAAAAAAUCAUUACAGAAGCCCAGGUUAAUGUCAUUGUGGUAUUUCUGAGGAAAUUCCAUGUUUUCAAUCUCUUCAACAAAGCCAUUGAAAGGAAUAUAAAUAAGAUGUGGAUUGCUAGUGAUAAUUGGUCAACUGCUACCAAGAUUAUCACCAUUCCCAACGUUAAAAAGAUUGGCAAAGUUGUGGGAUUUGCCUUUAGAAGAGGGAAUAUGUCCUCUUUCUAUUCCUUUCUUCAAACUCUCCAUAUGUAUCCCAGUGACAACAAGCUCUUCUAUGAAUACGCCAUGCUUUCUUCUGCCUGUGAACAGGUCAAAGACAGUGAUUUGAGUCAAUGCAUUUCUAACCAUUCUCAUGAGAUGUUGACAUACGAGGGCCACAAGGCUGUAGGAAGGAACUUGCUCUUGAGGAAUGACUUCCUCUGGCGUUACGCGGAGCCAGGACUCCUUCGCAGUGUUCAGCUUGCCGUGUUUGCACUUGCUUACGCUAUCCGGGAUCUGUGCCAAGAUCGAGACUGUCGGAACCCCAAUGCCUUUCAACCAUGGGAGUUACUUGAUGUGCUGAAAAAUGUAACAUUCACUGAUGGAAGGAAUUCUUUUCAUUUCAACACCCAUGGAGACUUGAACACUGGAUAUGAUGUUGUGCUGUGGAAAGAGACCAACGGCCAGAUGACUGCCACCAAGAUGGCAGAAUAUGACUUACAGGAUGAUGUCUUUGUCCUUGAAAGUGAAGAAACAAAAAAGGAAUUCAGGAAACUUAAGCAAAUUCUAUCUAAAUGUUCCAAGGAAUGCAGCCCAGGACAAAUGAAGACGAGCACAAGAAGCCAACAUACCUGCUGCUAUGACUGUGUGAGCUGCCCCGAAAAUCAGUACAGCAAUCAGACAGACAUGGAUCACUGCCUCCUGUGCAACAGUGAAACUCACUGGGCCCCUGUGAGGAGCACCACGUGUUUUGAGAAGGAGGUAGAGUUCCUCAACUGGGGCGAUGCCUUGGCUGUCCUACUAGUGGCCUUCUCCCUUCUGGGAAUCGCCUUUGUCCUGGCCAUUGGCAUAAUAUUUACACGAAACCUGAACACACCUGUUGUGAAAUCUUCCGGGGGAUUACUGCUCAGCUACGUGAUCCUCCUCUGCCAUUUCCUCAACUUCGUCAGCACUGGCUUCUUCAUCGGAGAACCACAAGACUUCGCAUGUAAAACCAGGCAGAUGAUAUUUGGCGUGAGCUUUACUCUGUGCAUCUCCUGCAUUUUGAUGAAGUCCCUGAAAAUUCUGCUGGCGUUCAGCUUUGACCCCAAGUUGCGGAACUCCCUGAAGUGUCUCUAUAAACCGGUCCCCAUCAUCAUCACGUGCACUGGAAUCCAGGUCCUCAUCUGCACCCUCUGGCUCACCUUCGCAGCUCCUGUGGUGGAGGAGAAUGUGUCCUUGCCCAGGGUCAUCAUCCUGGAAUGCCACGAGGGGUCUGUGCUGGCACUUGGUACCAUGCUGGGCUACAUUGCAGUCCUGGCCUUCUUUGGCUUCAUAUUUGCUUUCAAAGGCAGGAAGUUACCUGAGAAUUACAACGAAGCCAAAUUCAUAACCUUUGGCCUGCUCAUCUGCUUCAUAGCAUGGGCCACUUUCAUCCCUGUCUAUGCUACCACAUUUGGCAAGUAUCUGCCUGCUGUGGAGAUCAUUGUCAUCUUAAUAUCCAACUAUGGGAUCCUGUGUUGCACAUUCUUCCCCAAAUGCUAUGUCAUUCUUUGCAAACAAGAGACUAACACAAAGUCAGCCUUUCUCCAGUUAGUUUACAGCUACUCUUCACACAGUGCUGACAGCCUCACUGUGAGUCACACUUCCCUGGACUCGACCAACAGCAGCAUCUUGGUGACCCAUGCCAGCCCUGGUGGCAAGUGUGCAGCCUGGAGGAGAAGCAAAGACCUUCAGGCACAAGCCCUUGCACACUUAUGCAGAGAAAAUGCUGCAAAAAUGUCUAAAACUUGGCUUCAGAAGAGAAGUUCAAGUAUAUGAGCGAGCCCUUAGGAGAUGGCACUCUCCAGAGUGCAGUGUUGGCAGGGACUUGGUCCUAAGCUAUGCAGUUGGUCUCCCAGCAAAUUCAUCUCAUGUACCUCUUCUCUGCAGCCACCUUCACCAGACUGUGAUUGAAUAUUCACUCUGUCCAGCCACCUGUUCAUGAAGUAAAGAGAGCCUCCAUUCUGAAAUUCCCUUCAUGCUUACCACUACCGUCAGUCUCUACCUCAGCCCUCCUUCCUCUUAGGCACGCUUACAUCCAAAGUUAACCCAUAAUGCAUCACCCUCACUCUCCACUUCUCAAACCUCUGCAUGGCUCCUCUUCUCUUAAGCACCUUUACCCACCCAUUCCACUGGCCACUGAGUGGCCCAAGCAGUGAACCAUUCUUGACCUUAAGAGCUCAAAUUCUAGCGGGGGAGAAUCACAUCAUUCUUCAGCAUGGGGUGUCUACCAUUAUAAUGUUAUAGGACACUUAGCCCCCCUGUGGAAAGGAAGGUUCAGGAGAAGGCUAAACGAUGGGUGUGACGUUUAGGAGGAUCCCUGGGAGAUGCGUAGGAGCUAGCUCCUCACAGUACAAAAAGUUGUUCUAGAUGACCAGGAGAAGCAGCAACAAAAGGGCAACAGGAAGGGGUUUCCAGGGCUGUAGUCCCUUGGCAUUCCUGGAGAGGAGCCUGCCUGGUAUGCAUGUGUAAGUGGUGAGGGUCCUUGCUAAGGAGCUUGGGUCUUUAUCUGUGGGAGUGGGUGGCCUCAAGGUGGAAGGCAGCACAAAGCUGGAGGCUGGGAUCUCCUUAGGAAAGGGUUAGGCUGCGUCCCAGGGGCUUAGAAGAGAGAAUAUGAGCAGGUAGCCAAGCUCUAGAAGGGGUGGCCAUUUAUUUAAAGUGCUUGCUGGAGGGUGAGUUAUUGAGAGGUGAUAUGAAACGCAGAAGGAAGAACUGGUUUCUUUAUAUUGGAAUAUAAGGUGACAUGUUGGGUUUGAGGUGGCUACAGUGAUUCCAAGGUGUACCAAAUGUUGCUAUGGACACAAGACUGUGCUCAGAGGGCCAGGGCUGGUAACAAGGGUUUGGAUAUAAUGUUCACAUCUCUCCUUUUCUUUUGAAACAGAUAAACAUGCAAAUUAGCUUUCUCCCCAACCCUGACUUUCUUUUUAGGUACUGCGACUUGUCUUUCUUUUAGAAUUGAAUGUGUAAAGGAAUAAUGUGAUAAGUGGCAUUUGGUUAGGUGUUAGUGACCUGUUGGUUCUGAGGCCACUGAAGUCUGCUGUCUACUGGACCACCUGUUGAAGUAGUUCAAAGAACAGUCAUCAUGACUCCGUCUCAAAUUUAAUUACAGUCUUAGGUGCUCAUCUCCCUUGCAUCCUAAUGGCAUUUAGUCUUAAUUCUUCCCUAUAUAAAUGCCUCAGUUCCCUUCAUGAGUUCAGAUGAGCCAGAAUUCUCCAGUACCCUGACCAUUCAGUGUCUCCUUUGCUGGUUUGUCUUCCUUAACCUCUCCCUACCGUGGGGCGUUCUGCAGAGCUCUAAGUUUUGCCAGCGUCUCUCUUCUCUCAGCUACCGUCUCAUGCAGUGUAACCCACCUCCACGUCUGCAUUUGACCCAGGUAACUCCCCAGACCACAUCUCCAGCCCGGGACCCUCCAGACAGCCCGCCCACCUGGCCCCUACGUCCACUCACCCUGAAUGGAACCAUUUCUCUUUGCUCCUCCUCCUCAGGGAGCUGCUCACCUUUGGCUGACUGGGACCUGGGACUCACUCGCAACGCCCUCGCUUUCUUCACCCUUCCACACCUUUAAUUUCUCAUAUUGUUUUACUUUGUGAUUCUUCCAAAACUAUCAUGAUCCCCUCUUUCAUCCCAUUCGUAACCUGGGCCUUUGUCACCUCUUUCAUGCAUUGUUACAACAGUCUCCUAAUUUAACUCUGGUCUCAAAUAUUUUACUCUAAACAAAGAGCAGUUCUUAAUAAACUUUCUAUUUACUUCCGCUGGACCUGUUUUCAUAGGGGGAAGAACUCUUCCUGCUACUCAGUUAUUUUAAAAACUUGCAAGAAGCCAGCUCCUUAUGCUGAUGCCCAAGCUUUUCGAGCCCAGCUCCAGCUGCUCACCCUUCGGCUCCACGCUUUGCUCUUCAGAAAGGGCGAGCUGCGAGCAAUCACCCCGCACUGUGCUGCACUUGAGCCAGAGCUUCCGAGUCCUCCCACCCUGCGUCCUCCCCAGACUCUUCAGCUGACCCAAGGACUUCCUCUUCUGUAAAGUCUGUCUCCCUGCGUUUGUGAUGGCACUCAUUACACCUCAUUGCAUUCAUCUGUGUUCCUCUUAAUUUGCUCAGCUAACACUGAAUUGAGCACCUAUACAUACAAAGUCUGUGUCUGUGCACAAGGAAUAUUAAAGAAAAGAAAAGGUAAAAAGAGCUGGAGUGUGUCAGUGCCAGGACUCUGGGUGCAGCCCUAGUACUGCAGGGGAGGAUUGCUAAGGGGAGAAAAUAUUUGGACCCACAUGAGAAUAUUAAUAAAUGGCUACUAUGUUUGUGAUUUCACCAACUCUGUUGAUAUGAAAACAGUUUCUCCUAUUGACAAGAGGGCAAAGUUGCAGGAAAGCUUCCAGAUCCUAGAGCAUAGUCACACAAAACAAAACUCCCAGUUCUGUUGUGCCAAUAGAGUAACAAAAGAAACAUUGUUUCAUAAGAGUCCAGAAGAAACCAAUGCCACUCAGUGUAAGAAAUUACAUUCUGACCUUUUUGAAGCCAAAACUACGUUCUUGCCAUCAGGUAAAGCAUAGCAAGUAAGAGAAUGACUAUUUUAAAUUUUCUUUUAAGUUUUGAAACUCUUAAAUUCAAUUGGAUAUAAUAAAUUAAGUGAUUAUUUUUACUCUUUGUGGAAUAAAGGGUUUUAAAUAGUAAAAUAAAAACAAUCCAAAAGAACACACAAAGUAGUACCCAUGACUCCACCCAACAGGACCCUCCAGUACAAAGUAUCCAACACUUUACAGAUUGUCUUGGUAAAGUACAAAUCAGGAUUCAGAGAUUUUGCAAAGGUUAAGACACACUGAUUUAGAGGAAAACAUUGAGCAUUCAGUGUCAUAUUACUCAUAUAAUAUCCCCUUCCUUUCCCACAGAGAAACACACAGUGAAAUACUUUAUUGUUAGAAUUCAGGGUGGGGGAUAACAUACCUUGUACCCACAGACUUUAUUGUAGGAUGACAUCAAAAGCUCCUCAGCUCAAGUUGUAAGAGUUUUAAGAGCAAAGUCCAAGUGUGGUUGUCAACUAUGUACCCUGAGUUUAAUAAAUGUUGA
This is a messenger RNA of Heterocephalus glaber (naked mole-rat), 6252 nucleotides long. It is a transcript of the gene Gprc6a, whose product is annotated as G protein-coupled receptor class C group 6 member A. Gene Ontology annotation, cellular component: plasma membrane. Gene Ontology annotation, molecular function: G protein-coupled receptor activity. Gene Ontology annotation, biological process: G protein-coupled receptor signaling pathway. NCBI's taxonomy places the organism in Eukaryota, Metazoa, Chordata, Mammalia, Rodentia, Bathyergidae. The record is from RefSeq and is a predicted model, not a curated record.